UUGCAAUAUGGCCAAUGAGGCUUGGAGCUAUUCGAGUGUCAUUUAUUUUGGGGCAGAAACUGGGGUAGGAAUAUUUAUCUAACGCGGUGUUUCAUUGGAUAUAUUGAUUGCAUCUUCUACCUCGUUUGAGGCUAAUAGGUCGGGGAGUUAAGAGUGCGAUACGAUGGAGGAGAGUUUUUUUGAGGAGGAGGAGAAGGAGGAGGAGGAAGCUAAGGUCGCAUUCCCAGUGUUAUGAAAUGGAUAUAAAUUCAGCUCAUGCUCAUCCUUCGAAAUUCAUUUCUGCAGUUUCUUGUAUUCAAGAAGCAGCAACCCAAAAAAAAAAAAAAAAAAAAAAGAAGGAAAGAAAAGAGAAACACAAGAAUCCGGAGUCAUAUUCUUCUCUUCCUAGGCGCACAAUUGCUAGCUCCUUUCUCGCCCGUUCAUACGUACGUACGGCUUACUCCACGCCCUCCGAUAAACAUGCAUCAUCAAAUAUCACCCGCAAUAUUAUACUGGGGAACCCCUGUCGUUCUCAUCACCAGCGAAAACACAGACGGCACAUCCAACAUCGCACCCAUGUCCUCUGCCUGGUGGCUGGGAGACCGAUGCAUGAUCGGCCUCUCAAGCGGAGCGCACACGAGCAAAAACAUCCUCCGCACCAAGCAAUGCGUCCUCAACCUACCCUCCGAGGACAUGACAGCGCACGUCAACGCCCUCGCACGCACAACGGGUGCCAAUCCGACGAGCGCGUGGAAGGCUAGCGUCGGCUACCGGUACGUCAAGGACAAGUUCGCCCAUGCCAAACUCACGCCACAGCCGUCGGAAUUGGUUGUGCCAUGUCGGAUUCUGGAAUGUCCCGUGCAGAUGGAGGCGGAGUUGGUGAAGGUCAAUGAGAUGAUGGGUGAUCUGCCGGAGAGGAAGGGGUCAAUAUUGGCGAUGGAGCUGAAGAUAUUGCGGGUGUAUGUCGAGGAUGAUUUGCGGCUAGGUGGGUAUGCGAAUAGGAUUGAUUCAGAGAAGUGGCAGCCACUUAUUAUGUGCUUUUCGGAGUUCUAUGGGAUGGGGAAGCACAAGUUGGUUCCAUCUCGGCUGGCGGAGAUUGAUGAGGAAGCGUACCGUUCACCACGGAAAAAUGGAGUGAUGCAAGUCGCUGUAGCUGAUGAGAAGACGUGUAACGAUGAGAGCAAAGACGGAGAGCAUGCGAGCAGCUUGUGUGUGCUUCGGGUUAGCUAGAAUGAGCUUUCCAUAGUUAACCUGUGAGAUGGCGUUAGCUUCUGGCUGUUAGACUUGUUCACGUUCCAACGAUAAAGUGCAUAGAAACAUAGUUCAGGCAUCAAACCUUGCAAGAAAUAAUUACUAUUUCCUAUUAAUCGCAUUUUAUUGUUGCACCAGGGAUAAAUUUACCAGAUCCCUAGCAUAAGCAAAUGAUUCUGAUCAUUUAGCUUUGAACACAUAUUGAUAUUUCCUGCUUACCAUGAGGGUAGCUAGGAUUUCUGCGCUGCCAAAAACAUGCCACCACCGAUGUUUUGUAACAAGGCUUAUUAAAUGAUUCUUGCCUUCCAUCUUUCGCUUUCAAUUUCAUUUUUAUUGUUGAGAUCCGAUAGAAGGCUGAACUUAGGCGCCACGGGAACGCGCAUUUCUACUGUAGCCACGACCAUGGUCUCUAGGCGGCCGAAUGCCUUCGAAGCUUCUGCCGGUAAUGACAGACCCGAUUCGACGCCAUAAUGAGAGACUGGCG
Molecule: messenger RNA, 1714 nt
Organism: Blastomyces gilchristii SLH14081
Lineage: Eukaryota; Fungi; Ascomycota; Eurotiomycetes; Onygenales; Ajellomycetaceae
Exons: 1
Coding region: 256-1209 (317 amino acids)
Molecular function (GO): FMN binding
Source: RefSeq, a predicted model, not a curated record